Messenger RNA from Saxophila tyrrhenica, 1482 nucleotides. RefSeq lists its product as uncharacterized. Lineage: Eukaryota; Fungi; Ascomycota; Dothideomycetes; Mycosphaerellales; Extremaceae. The transcript is spliced from 4 exons. Gene Ontology annotation, cellular component: membrane. Gene Ontology annotation, biological process: transmembrane transport. Gene Ontology annotation, molecular function: transmembrane transporter activity. The record is from RefSeq and is a predicted model, not a curated record. The coding region runs from base 1 to 1482 and encodes 493 amino acids.
AUGACCGAAGCUCUGCCAGUACCGCUGCCUCCACAGGAUGAAAAGAGCAAGCUCUCAGCAUCUUCGUUCUCGGUUGUCUCCCCCCACGGCGAUGACUAUGUCUCGAUCGACCCAGCGAUGGAAAGGCGCAUCAGACGGAAGUGCGACGUUCGAGUGGUACCGCCGACUUUGAUCCUGUUCAUGCUGUCCUUCCUGGACCGCGUCAACAUUGGUAAUGCCAACAUCCAAGGACUACCAAAAGACUUGAAUCUCAUUGGCCAUCGGUUCAACGUCGCUCUGUUGAUGCUGUUCAUACCUUUCAUCUUGUUCGAGAAUCCCAGCAACUUGAUCAUGAAGCGGUUGAAGCCUUCGACAUGGCUGAGUGCACUUCUGUUCGGCUGCGGCAUCAUGAACAUGUGCAUGGGCUUUGUCAACUCGUACGCUGCUCUCGUUGGUGUUCGCGUUCUCCUAGGCAUUUUUGAAGCUGGUCUAGGACCUGGCUCAAUCUACCUGAUCACGAUGUACUACCGGCGAUAUGAACUACCGCAGAGACUUUCCUGGUGGUACUGUUCUGGCAUUGUCGCCGGUGCGUUUGGCGGACUUCUCGCGUAUGCGAUUGCACAUAUGGACGGCAUCCAAGGGUAUAGCGGCUGGCGAUGGAUCUUCAUCCUCGAAGGCCUCGUGACAGCGAUUGUUGGCGUCGGCAUGAAAUUCUGGCUUGUCGACUGGCCGGAAGACUCGGGCUUCCUGGACGAGGAAGAGACGGCUAUCCUUCUCGCAAGGUUGAAGCAGGACCGUGCGGAAGAGGCGACAAUGGACAGAUGGAACACGAAACGUGUAUUCAGCGACUGGAAGAUCCUCCUUGGUACCCUCAUGUUCUUUGGUAUCGUCAACACCAACUACAGCACAAACUUCUUCAUCCCUCAAAAUCUGGUUGAAAUGGGCUACGAGGCCAUCUCGGCUCAGGUUCACACCAUCCCCAUCUACGCAGUUGCCGCCGUCUUCUGUUUAGGCUUCUGCUACAUCAGCGACAAAGUCAAGCACCGCUACGGGUUCAUCAUGCUCGGCGUGCUGGUCGGCAGUAUCGGCUACAUCAUGCUGCUGUGUCAGCGCUCGUUGCCUGUCGGCGCGAAAUACUUCGCGCUCUUCCUGCUGGUCAUAUGUGGCUACAUCGUUCAGCCCAUCUCUGUGGCGUGGCUGAUGAACAAUGUCGGCGGCCACUACAAGCGAGCCUUCGCCUCUGCGGCUCAAAUCGGUUGGGGCAAUGCUGGCGGUAUCGUGGCGAGCAACAUCUACUUCGCAUCGGAAGCGCCGUACUUUGAGACGGGCUACGGAGUCUCCUUCGCUUUGCUGCUGUUCACUGGAGUCAUGGGCACACUUAUGUUCCUGCUGCUGAUCCGAGAGAACAGGAACAGGGCGGAGGGCAAGAGGGACUACAUGUACCAGGCGCCUGAAGCUGACAACUUGGGAGACGAUGCGCCUAGUUUUCGCUAUGCUUAUUGA